Oncorhynchus tshawytscha (Chinook salmon) is the source of this 4682-nucleotide messenger RNA. RefSeq lists its product as uncharacterized. The record is from RefSeq and is a predicted model, not a curated record. NCBI's taxonomy places the organism in Eukaryota, Metazoa, Chordata, Actinopteri, Salmoniformes, Salmonidae. The transcript is spliced from 2 exons. Bases 2047 to 3336 code for a protein of 429 amino acids.
AUAUAAGGACUUUAGAAAUUGCCACCAUAGACAUGUUUUUCUAAAAAAAAAUCCAUGAGUUUAGAUAAAGCCAAACAGUGAGACAUUUAGUUAAAAUGUGGAAACAUGAGAAAAAGAGCUACAGACAGAUAGGGGAAAAGGCAGACAGAAGAGCCCUCCCCCGCACUGCAGAGACCUUGAAGGUUGGAGAGCAUAGAGGAGAAGUUUUAGAAGGGGAGCCAGGACAGGCAAAGAUAACAGAAUGUGUAGAUAACAGUUACUGAGUGGAGACAAAAGGGAGAAUUGGACAUGUGAAAAAUGAAAGGGGCGCUCCUACAUGAUAAUGUCAGAACAGAAGGAUAAUAUACUAACCUUACAUAAGUCAUUAUUUAUAGUAGGUAAGGUUGUUACCUGGGCAGAGCCAGGUAUCAAAAGGGGGAUGGGUAAAUUGUGGUCUAGGAUAGGAUGGGGCCUGUUGGAUAAGAAACUAAUCAUUUAAAAAAAUGUAGCUAACAAAUGGGCAUAGAAGUUAAAGAUAUAAUCAGAUAAAACAUAUGAGAAACUGUUUGUUAACCAAGCCUGUAUGUCCAGGAUUUUAUGCAUUACAGGUGAACUACAGGUGAAGUCACUCAAUCCAGUCCCAGAGGCUUGUUGGGGGGACCAUACCAAGGACUCCUGGUGACAGCUAGCUGAAAGAGCUACCCGGAUUCAUAUCGCACGGCGGGAGGGUAAGACACACACUGUUGAACAAUAAACAGUGUUCGAGAGGAGAACUGGAAUUAACAGAAUUCCGGGGGCCAUCUCUCCAAUGAAGUAACCCUCCCUGUCCUGUCACCCCUGUUUUUGUUCAUAGAAGUGAAGAUGUGUCUGGCUCUUGCUAAGUGAUGUGUUCUCGGGGAAAGGGUGGGGCUUCACAUGGAAGCUGUUCGUCUGAGCUGUUUUAUCGUGGGUGACAUAUUCCUGAUACAGCACGUCCUACUUGAGUAUGCGGAGAGUGGUAAUUUGACCCAUGGUUUAGACGAUGAGGAUUUUGUUCCAAAAUAAGCAUAAGAGAUCCCUAGAUCUGGGUAGACAGUUAGAGUAGAGGUUGGGAAGGAUCUCUCAAUGGAGUUUUAUGUAGACCAAAAUGGAGUCUCUAACUACAUGGCAGUCUAGGACACUGAGCCAUUAUGGCAUAUAUCGGUGCAGGUUCCCAUAUUGAUCGUGGACACAGGUCAUAGCUCAUUUGGAAAGAGAGGGCUAUAUGAAUCCACUCACCCAGUAUGGAAGUACAAAGUAUACAUUGACAACAUUGGGGUUCCACGGACGUGGACUGGAUUAAUUAUAUUUAUUAUAAUCAACAGCGCUUUAACAAUUAUACCAGAGAUGCUAUUAAAGGUUUUGCAGAACAGACUGAAGCAACCAGCCUGAUGGCUUGGCAGAAUAGAAUUGCAUUAGAUAUGUUAUUGGCUGAAAAGGGAGAAGUAUGCGUGAUUAUCGGGACCAUGUUUGUGCUUACAUCCCAAAUAACACAGCUCCGGACGAAUCAGUGCCCGAAGCCUCAGCUGGUUUGACCACCCUGGCUCACGGUUUGGCAGAAAACUCUGGGGUGGAUACUUCUCUGACUAAUUGUUUUGAUAAGUAUGUUCGGAAAAUGGGAAAAAAUAUUAUGAUCACUGUAUUAUGGGCUACAUUCACCUGUGUGACUGUUUUAGUUUUAUGGGGCUGUUGUCUAAUUCCCUGUGUAUGAGGCCUUAUUUCCAGGACUCUGGAGAAAUCGAUGGAAAUAGAUGGUGAGGUACCAGCGGAUUCCAGGUUCUGACCCGUGGAGUGCUGAAUGUAUGUCUACAGAACAAGUGGACGAAAAUGAUAAAUUAAAUUAUAUUAAAUUGGGAGGGUGUCCGUAUGAGGAUUACAUGAUAACCGACUUGGGACAGUUCUGGGAUUGGUGAAGAGGGUAUCCUUAUAGCAUAGGGGAUCCCACAAAGGUGGAUAGGUUUUCCAUGAUAUGGGGAAAACCUGGGAGCACGGUUGAACUUUGUAAAGGUGAUGAAAUCCUACUAACCAUCAAAACUAUUAAGCUCUCUGAUGCAGGCACUUACACCCUCGGACUACAAAGGACCGGGACAGACACGAUGGGUGUGUUUUCUAUUAAGGUACUGCCAAAACCAGAGGUCCCAGACGAACCAGGGCCAGACACACUCCUCUAUCACCCCUGGACCGAACCUGCCACCUAUCACCACUGUGUCAAAUCUCAUUCAGGUAAUUAACGUUAGAGACUAUUCAGCUAUUGAUCAAUUAGGCACUGAGACUGGUUUUGAUGGUAGUGACAAUUUGUGGCUGUCCUAUAUGAGGUAUACAGCUAAAACCCUGAGAAGAAAGGACUGCAUUAUUUGUAGUCAUGCUAGACCUGUUCUGGCUACACACCCAUUUGCUAUAGGAGAAGGAGAGGGGUGGUUGUGUAUUCUGAGAGGUUUUUACCAGGUUCAGCCCAAUUCAACUCUCUGUUCCUCUUUGAGCCUUGUGUUUCCUACAGUACCUCCUCAUCGGGCCCCUUGGGGUGUUAAGGCAUAUGGGGGCAAUUACAGUUGCAUCACGGGUACAGGUAAUGGCAUUGAUUAUGGGAGAUUGCCUGAAGCUGAUUGCAGCAGUAACAUAACCAUUAAUUCCACUUGGCCAGUUACAGGCCUAAACCAAACUAGUGGUCUGGCUGAUGUGUGGUGGAUCUGUGGACCCAUUCUUAGAGGAGACUGGCAAGGUACGUGUGCUCUGACCAUUGUUGAUGUUACUGCUGAACAGCUGUUGGGUUCUGUAUCCAGGGGACCUGAAAACAUUCCAUCCCAUGGGAGACAUAGACGUAGUGCUCCAUGGACAGAGGAUGUAGUUGACAUAUACACUAACCUGUUGGGGGUGCCAGUGGAGUUUCCUCAUGAGUUUCUGGCCUUGGGUAGGAAUGAUGGACUCUGGCACUUACUACCUAUUAUGGGUCCAGCCAUAGUGGAUGCUAGACAGACUGCAUGGAUUAAUUAUAUCUACUAUAAUCAACAGGGUUUUGUGAAUUACUCCCGUGACGCACUCACUGGUAUGUCUGAACAGCUUGAGGCCACAUCUAGGGUUGCCAGACAGAAUAGACUUGCUUUGGAUAUGCUUCUUGCCAGUCAGGGGGGCGUCUGCAAGAUGUUCGGUGAACAAUGUUGCACGUAUAUUCCUAAUAACACCAGUCCAGAUGGUAGUAUAUCUAAGGCCCUUAAUGAGCUUGAUGCACUAUCUGCUGAGAUGAGGACCAUGGCGGGGGGUGGAGGAGUCUGGGCUGUUCUCUUGGUUGGGAGCCAGCCUGGUUUGGUAAGUACACUGGUAUGGUGGUUACUGGAUUUCUGACCCUAAUUCUUGUAUUUUUGUUAUUGAUGUGUUGUGCUGCUUGCAUCAUACCGUGUUUUAAGAAGUCUGUUACAGAUGUGGUGAAGGCUUCAGGCAUGAUGAUGCCUUUGCUUGAUGCUCCAGUUGGAGAUGCUGAUACUGAAUCAUGCUUUCAGGGGAGGAUGAGACUGACUGAGGAUGACCCAUGGUAUGCUGUGGGUGAGGUAGUAGAAUAAAUAUUACACCACCACAGUUCCUUGUUUUACAUUUUUGUUUUAUGAUAAGUUUUCUUUCCAGUAUGUUUGUUCUCCCUGUUGUGAAGGUUUGGAGUCCCUGGGUGGCAUGCUGCCCACCUGGUGCAGGAUAGGAGUAGCUGAGAGGACCAGAUGGUUUAUAAUAAUGCUUUGCUCUGCUUUACUCUGUUUUCCAUGACCAAAGUUUUAUCCUAUAUCUUACAUGUCAAUAAACAAUAAAGUUUUAUCCAGUUUUUGAUAAGUGACUGUCAAAAGGGGGAGACAAAAGCAUAUAUCACUUGUCGAUUUUUUUUCUAUUUUUCUUGGUUGAUUUUUCUUUUCUGUAAAAAAAUAAUAAUAAUAAUAAUUAAAAAUAAUGUUUUAUUAUUAAUAAUACGCUUUUUUAUUAUUUUCAUGAAAUGCUAUUAACAUAUUACUAUGUUGGGACUGCUGAAAUAAAGGAUAAUAAGUGACACCCUAGCGGGUGUCAAAAGGGGGACUUAAAUUUCACACCAUUUUCUUUUAUUCUGUUUUUAAAUGAGCUGUUGUUCUCUUUUGACAUGAGGGUUUUAAGUUCCUAGGUGGCUGGUAGCCAAUCUAGUACAUAGUGGGACCGAAUGGAGGACAUGAAGGUAUUUUAAACUUUGUAACUGUUAUAUGAUUCAUUGCUGAAUUUUGGUUACACCCCAUAGGGUUGUAAAAAGGGGGAUUAUGAGGUUUCUGUGUUUUACACUAUAGCCAUUACCAUAUAUAUCAUUGAAUAUUAUCUGCUGUUGGCUUGUGUGGAUGUAUGUAUGUGUUAUGCAACAUAGCUGACUUGAAACAUUGUUAAAAGUUUCAAGGCCAUGGGCCUUUCUCAUGAUGGAAAAGUAGCAUGAAGACAGGAACUGUUCAAUGAGUUGGGAGGGGGGCACAUUCAGAGCAGGGUGUUGCGAGAACAAGCGGUCUUUUGUUAGAUAACAGGAGCCAGGUGCGAGAUAACAGUAUGAGCGCAUGGAUGUUCUUUGCAGCAACAGUUACAUCUAUCAGCAGAAGCGCCAAGAGGCGGGGACCCGCCUGAGCGCCUGCAAUAGGCUGAGCAAGUUUAAACCACGCCCAGUCUCUACUGUGAUAGACAGUUCCAACCCGUCUGUU